This is a messenger RNA of Suhomyces tanzawaensis NRRL Y-17324, 2163 nucleotides long. RefSeq lists its product as uncharacterized. Lineage: Eukaryota; Fungi; Ascomycota; Pichiomycetes; Serinales; Debaryomycetaceae. Gene Ontology annotation, biological process: spliceosomal complex assembly; protein phosphorylation; regulation of mRNA processing. The transcript has 3 exons. The record is from RefSeq and is a predicted model, not a curated record. Bases 1 to 2163 code for a protein of 720 amino acids. Gene Ontology annotation, molecular function: ATP binding; protein kinase activity.
AUGACGGCGUUCUCGGAGAUCGACGACUCCAAGCUCCAGGCGCUUGCACUGGGGUCUCCCGACGUGGCGGCGGCCGCUGCCGCACCCAAGCCCAAGAAAACGUCGUUGCGCAGUCUUCUCGGUCUCGGUGCAGCCCACGAGGAUCUCGCUGAGACCUCCGCCACCACCAGCGCCGCCAAUGCCAGCACCACCAGCGCCUACGACGAGGAUCUCACUGCGUACCUCCUGGACCUGGAGUCCGACCUCAACUUCGACCCCAAGGCCGAGGAGAGCGAGCACGACUACCGCCACGGAGGCUACCACCCUGUGGCCAAGGGCGAGACCUAUUACCUGCGCAAGCUCCCCCAGCGUGAGUACAUCAUUCUCCGCAAGCUUGGCUGGGGACACUUUUCCACCGUGUGGUUGGCGAAGUCGCGCUACAACGCCAGUCUCGCGCGUUCUGGUGCUAGUGCUGGUGCCACCACCACCGACACGGCCGAGCGCUACGUGGCCAUCAAAUUCGUCAAGUCCCACAAGAACUACAUCGAGGCUGCCGAGGACGAGAUCCGUAUCCUCAACACCCUCAACAACCCUGCCGCCAACGCCCUGCACCUCCAGGCAGGCCACUUCCAGGUGCCUUCUGCCAACGCCCAAGGAUACAAGCACGUGAUGCGCCUCCUCGACGACUUCGAGGUGGUGGGCCCCAACGGGUGCCACAUCGCCAUGGUGUUCGAGAUCCUAGGCGAAAACGUGUUGAACUUGAUCCACAAGUACAAGCACUUCUACAACGACGUGUCCAAGGAGCUCGCGAAAAAAGACCAAGCCGACAAACCCGCCAGGCCCUACGCCGACGACCCUGUCAGCCCAACCGACACCUCCGGCAUCAAGUUCUCCAAAUUGGACGCCAAACCCAAAAAAACCACCAAGUCCAAGCUCAGCAUGGGGCUCAGCCUCAACCUCGGACUAAACCUUCUGAAAAACAGACUCCACACCCUCAACUCCGAGUCGUUGAUGGGGUUGAUCCAGCGCCAGAAAAACGCAGGCGCCAUUCCUCUCAGCUUCGUACGCCAAAUCGUCAGGCAGAUGUUGUUGGCCAUGGACUACGUCCAUCGCUGUGGCAUCAUCCACACCGAUCUCAAGCCAGAAAAUAUCUUGGUUGAGGUCAAGGACGUCAACAACCUCAUUCGAGUGCUCGAGCACGACGAUAUCGCCAGAAGCAACAGUAUCGACGCCAGAACCAAGGCUGCUGUCAGAAAGAAUUCGGCAUCGGCAUUCCAGGGAGGGCCCAAAAAAUUGGUGAGACAGGGCACCUCGGAGUCGAUCAAGUCCCGUAACUUAUCGAUUGCGUCCACUGGCAGCUCCCAGAUCAGUGGCUUGUACAAAAAGUCAAGAAACUCCACCAGCUGUGAAUGUCCCGUAAGGACAUCCAAGCCGUUGAGCUCGUCCUUGAACAACGAUGUCUUCUUCAAGGAAGUUUCGUACGACUCGCGUUCAAGAGUCCCCAAAUCAUUCAGUCCACUCUCGAAAUCCAAAUGGCAAAACUCAAAAACCAGCGACGAAUCCAUCUCGAUCAAGAUCGCUGAUCUUGGCAACGCUACCUUCUCCCACAGCCAUUUCACCAACCAAAUUCAAACCAGACAGUACCGCUCGCCAGAAAUCAUUAUGAAGUACAAGUCUUGGGGUGCUUCCACCGAUAUGUGGUCGAUUGGCUGUAUUAUUUUCGAGCUCAUCACAGGAGACUAUUUGUUCGACCCUUGUAAUGGCAAGUUUUUCGACAAGGACGAGGACCACCUUGCACAAAUCAUCGAGCUUCUUGGGGCGUAUCCCUCCGACGAAUACUUGAUCGACUCCAAGUUGACUUCCAAGUUUUUCAAGCUUGAUCCUGCCACCAACAAGGUAGUGCUCAAAAACAUCGACUCACUCAAGAUGUGGGGCUUGGAGGAUGUCCUUGUGGAAAAGUACAAAUUCGACAAGGACGACAUCCAGGUCAAACUUAUUAGCGAUUUGAUUCUCAAGUGCUUGACGUUUAACCUCCAUGAGCGUUUCGACUGCGGCUCCUUGCUCAAACAUCCAUGGUUGAGAGACGGUGAGUACACCGAAGACAUGUUGGACGAAAUCAACCAUAUGGUCAACAACCACGAAGGGGUCCCAGGCUUUACCGACGUCUGGGGCGAGGAAUACUGA